Drosophila grimshawi is the source of this 582-nucleotide messenger RNA. Its product is annotated as CDGSH iron-sulfur domain-containing protein 3, mitochondrial. Gene Ontology annotation, molecular function: 2 iron, 2 sulfur cluster binding. The coding region runs from base 69 to 485 and encodes 138 amino acids. Lineage: Eukaryota; Metazoa; Arthropoda; Insecta; Diptera; Drosophilidae. The record is from RefSeq and is a predicted model, not a curated record. Gene Ontology annotation, cellular component: intracellular membrane-bounded organelle. The transcript is spliced from 4 exons.
UGCAGAGAACAGCUGUUCUGUUUAUUUAGCCUUUCACUUUGGACGCUUGUUAAAAGUUCCUUAAAGUUAUGUCAGUUAUACUGAGAAGCAAUCUGCGCGCAAACUGGCUCCUAAAGCAUGUUUGCUAUAGCUCCAGCGCCAAAUCAAGCGGCGACGCUGCCAAAACGAUACCCAAAAAUCUACUCGAGGAUAAGCAAACGGCUAAUUUGCAAAAGGAAAACGGAGCCAUUUUCGACAAGCGACCAUUCAAACUGCAUCUGGAUAAAGAUAAAACGUACAGCUGGUGCCUGUGCGGCAAAUCCAAAUCGCAGCCGCUCUGCGAUGGUACGCAUAAAAAUGAAUUUCUCAAGAUUAAGCUGAGGCCCAUACGCUUCAAGGUGGAGCAGACUGGCGACUAUUGGCUGUGCAAUUGCAAGCAGACGAGGCAUCGACCCUUCUGCGAUGGCACCCACAAGCAGCCCCAGAUCCAGUCAGCCGUUAAAUAACUCAGCAUAGCUUUAAGGUUGCAUGCAACGAACGCAUUUGUAGCAUAUUGAUGGGAUGAAAUGAGAGGAGAAAUGCACGAGAACAAUUUUGAAUCAA